AUGACUGUCCGCAUCGACCCUGUGUGGGAGGCCGUGGGGCCCUUCCCUUCUGGUAUGCGAGAACACCCACUGCUCGCAUCCCCCCUCUACGCGUUCCCGCCGCUUGACGGCACGCACCCAGACGUCGACUUUGCCCUCCGCCCAUACGGCGAGGGAGACUGGCCAUCGGCGUACCCUACUGGCGGUCGCGCGCAAUGGGCAUCCUUCAAGGCCGACGACCAAGGAGAAAUCGCAGUCUCAUUCCCCGAGGUUGACUGGAAGGCCCUCCGCGGCGACCACGGCUGGGCAAGCGUACAGUACCGCACCGAACUACGAGGACGCGUUGCAAUUCCUGACACGGGUUUGCCUGUGACGCGCCUUCGCAUCGAUGUCCUCCAAGCAGCCGAGUACGCGUUCAUCCCUGCCCAGACUACGCGCGGCGACUCGUACACCCCCGUAUGGUACAAUGGUGACGUGUACGCGUUCGGGGCCUCGCCAAAUGGCCAGCGCGACGCUUCUGGCGGGGUAUCCAACUUUGCCCGUUCCAUUGCGCUCCCGCCUGGUGAAUAUAUCAUGCUUGUUCGCGCGCUGUAUGAGUGCCGGAUGUUUGGGGACCCCGGAGACCAACCGCCAACCAUCCGGGUCAAGAUUCAUAUCAACCGUGAUGAUGCCGCCCAGCCAGCCGUCUUGGAGCCUGGUGUUGGCGCACUCCCCGACAUUGUGGAUGGAAAGGCUAUGGGACAAUGGGCUGCCGUUGGGGUGCGUGUGCCACCAGGAUCGACUGCAGCCAUCGUCGACGUGGACUGCGAGUGCAACGGUGGUUUCCGGUUCACCACUCCGCAAAGUGUGCGCAUCGCACCCGGCCAGAUGCGUCCCGUGCCGCUGAAGAUUGAUCAGGCCGGCUCCACACUAGUGGACGGGCUCAAGAUCGUGCUUCGCGUGCGUUCCGACGACAGCAGCGAGCACACUCUCAUUUGGUCGCCCCGUCUCACCCAUGUCCGCAUGUCCAAGCCGUUCCGAUUCACGUUUGCGUCGCCUGCCGUACCCCGAACCCUUCCUGGAGCACCGGCGGGAGCGCCAGCUCUCGUCUCAUUGGGCGUCAUUGUUCCCCCAACUGAGCCUGCCCCUGCCACCAAGCUACCUCCCGUCCUCCUUGCGCUGCAUGGUGCUGGGGUCGAAGUGACCUCUCCGUUCUGGGUCGAGGCCAUGCCCACAGCACCUGGCAUGUGGGCAGUCCUCCCCUCGGGGCGUAACGAGUGGGGUGAGGACUGGCACGGUGGCAGUAUGGUGGACGUGUGGGCCGCUCGUGACGCUCUACCUUUACUCGCCAAACUAUGUGGAGCAACAGUAUCAACGGACACGCUCCUUGCCGGUCACUCGAACGGCGGCCAGGGUGCAUGGCAUGCGGCUGCGCGGUACCCAGACCGUAUCGUUGGUCUUAUCGCGUUUGCAGGAUACCUCAAGAUCCAGGAUUACGUACCGUUCAACGAGCUGGUGUCCCACAACUACGCCGACCCAGCCCUCAUGGGACUCCUCCUGGCUGCGCUCGCGCCGUACAACAACGACUUGUACGCUUCCAACCUUGCUUCGGUGCCGGUCCUCGCUGUCCAUGGGGCCGCCGACGACAAUGUCCCACCUCGCCACGGGCGCACCCAUGCCGCGCUUGUGGCAGCCUGGACCCGGGGCGGUGCCGACAUUCAGUAUGUCGAGGUCCCUCACAAAGGCCACUGGUGGGAAGGCGGCUUUGCCAUGCCUAAGAUCCAAGAGUUUAUUGCAACAUUGCCACCCAAGCGGCCAAUGGAUCAAGUGCGCCGCUCUGGGUUCACGCUCGCCUCGGCCAACCCGGACGAGGCCGGAGGUAAAGCUGGUAUUCGAAUUGCCGAGUUGGCAGUACCUGGACGGCUAGCGCGACUCGACGUCAACAUGCCCCAGUGGAACGGCGCAGGGCCUCUGGAUCUGCACGGUUCCAACGUCAAGCGUGUUGAGAUUAUCGGCUGGGCUGGUGCGGCCGCCUCCGACAGCAGCAGUAGCAGCGGCGAUAGUGACAGCAGCAAGCCCACAAGCCUCGUUCGGGAAGACGGCGUGUGGCGGCCGGGACCUCUGCCGCCGAUACGUGCCUACGGGCCGGUGAUGCGUCUUUUGGCGUCCGACGGGCCUGUCACCUUGGUGGUCCCGGCCAAAGCGGACGAUUCGGGCGCAGCUGGCGAGUCUGACACCGCUGCGGCGGCGCUUUGGGCAUUGGCAACACUGUACGCCCACGACCUCUAUGUCUACCACAGGCUAGACGCCGUGAUUGUGCCUGACGGCGACGCGUUGCGUGCUGUUGCGGCUGACACGCUGUCACCGGGCAGUGUGGUGGUGUUUGGCGCUCCCCACGAGAACAGGUUUACGCGCUGGAUGAUGGCACAGGAGCGCACACCGUACCUCGAUCGUGACUGGGUGACUGGCCGAGGCCUGUCACCAUGUGGCCCCACCUAG
Apiotrichum porosum is the source of this 2457-nucleotide messenger RNA. RefSeq lists its product as uncharacterized. Gene Ontology annotation, biological process: proteolysis. Gene Ontology annotation, molecular function: serine-type peptidase activity. The coding region runs from base 1 to 2457 and encodes 818 amino acids. The transcript is spliced from 3 exons. The record is from RefSeq and is a predicted model, not a curated record. NCBI's taxonomy places the organism in Eukaryota, Fungi, Basidiomycota, Tremellomycetes, Trichosporonales, Trichosporonaceae.